This is a messenger RNA of Danaus chrysippus (African queen), 2103 nucleotides long. NCBI's taxonomy places the organism in Eukaryota, Metazoa, Arthropoda, Insecta, Lepidoptera, Nymphalidae. The record is from the annotation of a GenBank genome assembly.
AUGAUAUUAACAUACAUUAUUCUGUUGUGUGUACGAGACACUCAAUGUCUCUUUGAGGUUCGUGACUCCGUAGAUGUCAACUUGAGGCAUUUCCCCAAAGACUUUUCAAAAGCAGUUGUUGAUAUUGCAAUAGGUUUACCCACGAAUAGUAUAACCGUUGUUCGCGGGAACACGACUGAUGUUAGAGAUGCAGACAUAUUUGAAUUAUUCUGCAGCCUUGGUGAUAAUAAUAUUCAAGUGACAAACUUGGAUCUAAUGACGCCAGAAAAUAAAGAUAUAUAUUAUAAAUAUCUGAAGGAAGGGCUUGAUACUUCAGACGAAAGGACUAGUUUAAUUCUGUGCAAACCAAAAGAGUGUGAAAAUUUGCUUCUAGAGGUCACAAACAAUAACUUCAUCCAUCGUCCAAUCCUCUAUAUAUUCUUCUGGUCCGAAGGCGAGGUCCCCAAAAAUUUCACCUCCUCCAUCAAGGAAGCCGUCAGAGUUGCUGUAAUUACAAACCCGAGGAAAAGCGUGUUUCGUCUUUACUACAAUCAGGCAGAACCCAAUAAGCCCAGACACUUGAGGUUAGUAAAUUGGUGGGCUGGUCAACUCUAUAAGUCGCCAGCACUGCCGCCAGCCAAUAAAGUAUAUGAAAAUUUUCAAGGACGAAUAUUGAAUGUACCGGUAUUGCAUGCUCCGCCGUGGCACUUCGUUCGAUACAUGAACGAUUCAACAGUCAACGUGACUGGAGGGAGAGACCACAAACUGCUCUCAUUGUUGGCCAAGAAGUUAAACUUUAAGUAUAAAUACUACGAUCCACCCGAGCGGAGUCAAGGAUCCAGGAUAUCCGGUAAUGGCACAUUUAAAGGCACACUCGGACAAAUUUGGCAAAGGAAAGCAGACUUCUUUAUCGGUGACGUUACAAUGACUUGGGAGAGGAUACAAGCUGUGGAAUUUUCGUUUCUGACCCUAGCGGAUUCCGGGGCGUUCCUCACUCACGCUCCCGAUAAGUUGAGUGAAACCCUGGCUAUUAUAAGACCAUUUCGAUGGGAGGUAUGGCCGUUGGUAUUUGCCACAAUCCUGGUGACGGGUCCAGCGCUGUGGGUCGUAAUUGCAACGCCAUAUAUUUGGCAACGUCGUGAACGAGACCAGAUGGAACUGUUGAAUAAUUGCUGCUGGUUCACCACUUCAUUAUUCUUGAGACAAACAACUAGAAAAGAGCCUUCCACGUCAAACAAAGCUCGCCUGGUGUCCAUUCUAAUAUCUUUGGGUGCAACUUAUGUCAUUGGUGACAUGUACUCAGCUAAUCUCACCAGCUUAAUGGCUCGACCGUCCAAGGAACAAGCGAUUGGUACUCUUGUAGCACUAGAAGAAGCUAUGAGAAAUGAUGGCUACGAGCUCGUUGUGGAAAGUCACAGCUCUUCGUUAGCUAUUCUACAGAAUGGAACAGAUAUAUAUGGCCGUCUCGCUCGUCUUAUGAGACGACAACGCAUACAAAGAGUUAAAAGUGUGGAGGUUGGUGUUAACAUGGUGCUAUCAAAGAGAAGAAUCGCAAUCCUCGGUGGAAGGGAAACUCUGUUUUACGAUACCGAGAGAUUUGGUUCUCAUAAUUUUCAUAUGAGCGAAAAAUUAUAUACGAGGUACUCAGCUAUCGCUCUACAGAUUGGAUGUCCAUAUUUGGAAACAUUCAACAACGUGUUAAUGACACUAUUUGAAGCAGGUAUACUAACUAAAAUGACUUCGGACGAGUACAGGAACCUUCCAGAACAAUCACGAAGAUCAGAAAAAGUGACGGAGAGUGAGAGCAAAGAAAACAAUGACGUGACAGAGAACUCACCAACCGCUCAAAUUCAACCAGAAUCCACAAUCGGUUUGGAGCCUGUGUCCCUUACAAUGCUACGUGGCGCAUUUUGUCUCCUCGGCAUUGGAUACUUUAUUGCAGCUAUAGUUCUAGCAACAGAAAUAGAAAUACAUCGUAGAAAAAGAUCGAGAGCUGAAAGGAUCAUGGACACUUCACUUGUACCCAAAUCUCCGAGAAUGUAUCUAAGACACUAUUUAAUAAGAAUAUUCAGAACAAUGUACAACAUUGUUGACGGAGCGCUGCGGCCAGAAAUGAAAGAAUGA